AUGGCUGUGGGCGGGGAGAACAAGAAGAAGGCGUCGGAGCCGGCUCCGCCGGAGGCGCCCUCCAUGAUGGAGCAGCUCGUGCCCGAGAUCACCACCCACGCGCUCAGCUACCUCGACUACACCAGCCUCUGCCGUCUCUCCAUGACCAACUCCGCCAUGCGCCGCGCGGCCAACGACGACGGCGCCUGGAAGUCACUGUACCACAAGGAUUUUACGGUGGAGCAGGGUACUAUAAAUCCUCCUAAUGGAUGGAAGGCAUACUAUGCAGCUACAAAAGCCAUCAUUAACCUUAAUGCAGAGUUCUACAAUAUCAUCAGGGAAGGGUCCUUGCCAGCAAUGAGCCGUUUUUGGCUUAAUGCAGAUUAUGUCAAGUGUAUUCAUGCAACUGGGGAGUUCUGCACUGGAUACAACGCAGUGAUGGAGAGCUGGGGCCUGCUAUUCAACUGGGGCCAAGAUGGAGGGCAGGGCAUUGCCUUCCAGAUAAGGGAUGUCCGUGUCCGUGUGCUCGAUGAGGUGGCAUGGGUCAACAUGAAGGCGAAUGUUGACGUUGACCCUGUGCUGUUCCAUGUGACCAACGUGUACGAGCUCUGGAACGGCAGGUGGUAUAUGGUCCAUCACCACAGCUCGCUCAUGGCUGACCCUGCUCCGCAUAAUAUGUUUGGUUGA
Molecule: messenger RNA, 666 nt
Organism: Miscanthus lutarioriparius
Lineage: Eukaryota; Viridiplantae; Streptophyta; Magnoliopsida; Poales; Poaceae
Source: the annotation of a GenBank genome assembly